AUGGUUUCCAAGAUUUUCUUCUGGGGCGGCUUCGGCAUCGCCGUCCGUCUCUGGCAACUCGGUAUCGAAAUGCGUCCCAUUCUCGCCAAGCAGGGUCUCUGGGCCUACCCCGUCUUCGCAGGUGUCGGUGGAAGCUUUGGUUACUGGCUCCAGGGUGUCGAAGACCGUCAGCUUAAGAUUCUCGCGCAGCGCCGCGAAGCCAUCCUCGACAAGCGCCGGAGACGGGACGAGCGUGAAGGUCUGAGCAACAUUGAGAAGGAGGGUACUCUGGCUGCGACGCCGUGA
Messenger RNA from Aspergillus chevalieri, 285 nucleotides. RefSeq names its product putative NADH-ubiquinone oxidoreductase 14 kDa subunit. The coding region runs from base 1 to 285 and encodes 94 amino acids. Lineage: Eukaryota; Fungi; Ascomycota; Eurotiomycetes; Eurotiales; Aspergillaceae. The transcript is spliced from 2 exons. The record is from RefSeq and is a predicted model, not a curated record.